CUUCCAGACAAAACAUUUAUUCGUCAACUAAUUAUGUAACGCAGACAGCACACGUUUCUUCACAGGUACGCACCAUGCACGUGCGAGAGUCAUAGAUUGAGUGAAAAUUAUGUCUGAAUGAAGGGAUUAAUGUGGGGAUUGCAUAAUAAUCGUCUUUUCUUCGAUUUGUUGAACAUGAAAGUCAACGAAUUCUUUCAUUGAAAUGAAUUAUAUCUCUUUUCUGAAGAAAACGAAGAUUUAACAGUCGUUAAUAAAAGUAAAAUAUGGAUAGCACGUGCUCUUAUUGGUCGACGACCCUGUUUGGAUCGGAUCAUCUACAAAUAUGGACAACACGUGCUCUUAUUGGUCGACGACCCUGUUUGGAUCGGAUCAUCUACAAAUAUGGACAACACGUGCUCUUAUUAGUCGACGACCCUGUUUGGAUCGGAUCAUCUACAAAUAUGGACAACACGUGCUCUUAUUGGUUGACGACCCUGUUUGGAUCGGAUCAUCUACAAAUAUGGACAACACAUGCUCUUAUUGGUCGACGACCCUGUUUGGAUCGGAUCAUCUACAAAUAUGGACAACACGUGCUCUUAUUGGUCGACGACCCUGUUUGGAUCGGAUCAUCUACAAAUAUGGACAACACGUGCUCUUAUUGGUCGACGACCCUGUUUGGAUCGGAUCAUCUACAAAUAUGGACAACACGUGCUCUUAUUAGUCGACGACCCUGUUUGGAUCGGAUCAUCUACAAAUAUGGACAACACGUGCUCUUAUUGGUUGACGACCCUGUUUGGAUCGGAUCAUCUACAAAUAUGGACAACACAUGCUCUUAUUGGUCGACGACCCUGUUUGGAUCGGAUCAUCUACAAAUAUGGACAACACAUGCUCUUAUUGGUCGACGACCCUGUUUGGAUCGGAUCAUCUACAAAUAUGGACAACACGUGCUCUUAUUGGUCGACGACCCUGUUUGCAUCGGGUCAUCUACACCAGAAACAUCAAGUAAUAGUUAAUUAGCACAGGGGAAUUAAAUAUCUUUGGUUUUUAAUAUCACGAAGUCCUACCGAUGUACAAACUUUCUAUCUGAAAGAUACGCCAUUCCAUCUGCUAUUUCAGCAGCCAUUUGAUAAAGUUCAAAUUCAGUUGGGGGGUGAAGCAAUGGUUCUUCUUCAGUGUCCUAGAAAAUUUAAUCCGAUGACGUUAACUGGACUUUUUCCAAAAUAACAGAUAGCCCCAAAUUUAAAAUCAUAAAUACAUGCGCUGGAAGUUGAUGAAAAUAGAAACGUCAAAUGUUGAAAGCUUCCGUCGGUCCAUAAAAUAUUUUAUUAAACAUUAUAAAAAAAAUCAUAAACUGGAAAGGUCUGAACAAUGCUGUCGACUAAUCUGACAAAACAGAGUUGAACUCAAUUUAAAUAGAGCAGGACUUAAUGGAAAAGCAAAUAUAAAAGUGAAUAUAAAAA
This is a messenger RNA of Xenia sp. Carnegie-2017, 1439 nucleotides long. RefSeq lists its product as uncharacterized. The coding region runs from base 264 to 992 and encodes 242 amino acids. Lineage: Eukaryota; Metazoa; Cnidaria; Anthozoa; Malacalcyonacea; Xeniidae. The transcript is spliced from 2 exons. The record is from RefSeq and is a predicted model, not a curated record.